Molecule: messenger RNA, 4951 nt
Organism: Scleropages formosus (Asian bonytongue)
Lineage: Eukaryota; Metazoa; Chordata; Actinopteri; Osteoglossiformes; Osteoglossidae
Gene: pcf11
Product: PCF11 cleavage and polyadenylation factor subunit
Biological process (GO): mRNA 3'-end processing; termination of RNA polymerase II transcription
Cellular component (GO): mRNA cleavage factor complex; cytoplasm
Molecular function (GO): RNA polymerase II complex binding; mRNA binding
Source: RefSeq, a predicted model, not a curated record
UAAAUAAUUUUCUAUGACGUAACGCUUGGUUUCGUCUCGGCGGCCAUUUUCUGUGUCGGGGAAUCUAGCUGAGUGGCGAGCUUACCGAGGAAAGAAACGGCAUCAAGUGGUUUUCUUCGUGUCUCGAGAUAUCGAAGGGAUCAAAUGUGUGAAAAGACUGUGUCGUAACACGUUUUACGUUCAAUGUACAUUUGGAAAAGAGCUUGACUGCACGCGCCACGCAAACAUGUCGGACGACGCGGCGAGGGACGACGCCUGUCGAGAGUAUCAGUCGUCGCUGGAAGAUCUGACUUUCAACAGCAAACCGCACAUCAACAUGCUGACCAUACUCGCCGAGGAGAACCUGCACUUCGCCAAGGAUAUCGUCGCAAUAAUUGAAGCACAAAUCGCCAAGGUACCUCCUGCUGAGAAGCUUCCAGUUUUGUACUUAGUGGAUUCCAUAGUGAAGAAUGUUGGAGGCGAAUACCUUACAGUGUUCGCUAAAAACCUAGUCACUACAUUUUUAUUGGUUUUUUCAAAGGUGGAUGACAACACUAGAAAAAGUCUUUUCAAAUUGCGCUCCACCUGGGAUGAAAUUUUCCCUUUGAAGAAACUUUAUGCAUUAGAUGUCAGAGUUAAUUCCAUAGAUCCCGCGUGGCCAGUUAAACCCCUCCCGCCUAAUGUGAACGCCAGCAUUCACGUGAAUCCGAAAUUUCUAAAACCGACUGAGGAAGUUGCGCUACCCAGCGGCAACAAUACCCCGCAAGCGACAGCCACACCUAUAGUGAGUGAGAAGAGCUUGACUCAGGAGCAAGCAAUACGGCAGCAGCUGCUGGCAAAGCAAAAGCAGUUGCUUGAGCUUCAGCAGAAGAAGAUAGAGCUAGAACUUGAACAAACAAAAGCCCAGUUGGCUGCCAAUCAGUUGGCAUCUACAGUCACCCCAUGUGUUAAUAUUCCAAGUCAACCUGGUAUUGGGGCAAAAAGUGCUCACCUGCCUAAUGCGUCUGGUAAACCUUGGCUUCCGUCACAGCCAGAAAGCAAGAUAUCUACACGAGAUCCUCGUCUCAAUCGGGCUGGGCAGGCUCCUCCACAUGUCAGCGAACAAGUUCCAAAUAAAAAGGAAAGCCACACAAUGGGCGCUUUUAUAAAUGCGUCAGAUAAGAAAAAUACACUUGAGAAGCUUGGAAAAUUUGAAAAGAUGAGGAUACCUAAAAAAGAGGUGCCAGAAGAAAAGCCAAAAUCCAAAUCACCAUCUCCGUUAAAUAGAGGUGCUCACAUGAGAAGUAAAAACUCUGAAGCAGAAAACGUAAAGGCGGGAGAUGUAAAUAAGAGGGACCCGAGGCUAAGGAAACACCUGUACGAUAAAGCGGAGGAUGAAGCCAAGGAAAAGAAACGGUUCUCUGACAAAAAGGACAGGGAUGACUCUGCCAAAGUGUCUGAGUACAGAUCUGCAGGUGCGAGAAAUAAGCUUGUUAAUGGUUCUGUCAGCAAGUAUGACAGAAACGAAAUGCUCGACAAGGCGGAAUCCAAAACAAACAAAGCAAAUAUGAGAAAACGGUCUCGUUCGAGGUCCCGAUCGCCACCGUUACAUUCCCCAAAGAGAAAAGAUAGACGCUCACCCAAGAGGAGAAUGCGAAGCAUUUCGUCAUCCCCUCCGAAGUUUGGUAAAGGUAGGCAAGCAGGACCGAAACAUUCGCACCUGGAAGAAUACUUGCACCGUGCCAGUUUAAAGGAGGAAAGGGCUGCUCUGAAGAAGAACACUAGUGAACCAAGAAGACCGAAAAGAUCGCUAGAGGAAAGGCAGAAUGAACCGAGGGACUCUCAUUCGCCCAGAUUACCCUCUGAGGUGAAAGAGAAUGCAAACAAGAGGUGGAGAAGUGGAUGGGAGGAAAACAAACAUCUGAAGCAGCCUGAUGAGAACUUGGUGUGUGGAAAGUUGGGCCCACAGAGACACAAACAGUCGUGGUCGGGCAACCAGAGAGGCCCUUCUACUCGGCCCCCCAAACAGCAUCGUCUGAGUGUUGAUGCCAACCUUCAAAUACCAGAAGUGCUAAACUCUGCAAGCAAAAGAGAUCUCUUAAAAAAGGCUAGCAAAAGGCUAGCAGAUGGGGAAAUAUCCCACGAUGACUUUCUUAACGUGGCCCACCAAAUCAAACAACUGUUUCAGUACCAAGAGGAAAAGCAAAGAUCUGACUCAUGGGAAGGGUCAGUUGAAGAUGUUCAGUUUGGGACCAGAAAGAAACCAUUAUUAUCUACACCUCCUCUCCAGCAGGCAAAUCUGUCAGAUGCUGAAAUAUCUUAUUAUGAACAUAAAGCUAAGCUGAGAAGGACACAGGUCCAGCACCAAGGUGGGAAAGAUUGUCACUCACCGUACAGUGAGAGAUCGCAGAUUGUGCGAUCUAUGUAUGAAGAAACAGACCAGGUAAAAGGUGGAUCUGAAUUGCAGAAAAGAUACGGUGAAAUGGCUGAAGGUGUGAAACUGGAAGAUUCAUCGAAAUCGCUGUGUUUGAGACAUGAAGAGCUGAAAAAAAAUGAUCGUCCUUCUCCAAGCCCAGUAAACUUUGAUGGACCCUCUGGAAAAUCUCCUGUCUCAGGCUUUGAUUGUUCAUCCAGCUUAGAUGCAGAGUGUCAUGAAAUAAUUGAGAGAGAGCAGAGUCCCAAUAAAAGAUUUGACAUUCCCUCCAGCUCUGAGCAUCUACUUCCGCAGUCUGAUGGUGAAGCUCCGUUGAGUUUGGAACAUCCUGAGUCUUCUGGACAAGGAAGGGGUGUACAGCAAGGCCAUUUACAUUGCUCAUCACCAGGACAGACGCCACCUCAUGUUUCCGAUGGUUUGCUUUUACAAACCGGUCUGUCAAGAUAUGAUGGGCCUCAGAUGGCACAGAGGUUUGAUAGCCAACAGUCUUCAUUAUACGACGGACCCACAAGUCACAAAGGACAGCCUAGAUUAGAUGGACCAGCAAGACCUCAUCAGCAAGGAAGAUUUGAUAACUCUGGACCAGGAAGACUUGAAAGUCAAACAGGGUCUCGAGGUCCUUCUAGGUUUGAUGGGCAACAUCAGCAAUGCCGCAGUAGAUUUGAUGGCCCGCAAGCAUCUAGACGGUUUGAUGGUCCACUAAUCCAUAAGGGUCCAGAGAGGUUUGAAGGCCCUAAUCAAUAUGAUGGCACAUCAGGGCUGGCAGGUUCACAGAGGUUUGGUGACCCUCAAGGUAUAGGGAGAUUUGAUGGGCCACGUCUUCAGCAAGGAACUGGCCGAUUUGAAGGGUCAGUUAGACAGCAAGGUCCUAGCAGGUUUGAUGCGCCAGGGCUUAUGUUUGAUAGUGCACAAAUGCAGUCUGGUAGAUUUGAUGGGCCCAUGAGGUUUGAAAACCCCCACAUCCAGCAAGGUCCUGGGGGAUUUGAAGGACAUUUUGGCGGGCCCCAAGUUCAGAAAGGCUCGGGCAGAUAUGUUGGACUUCCAGGUCACCAGGGACGAAUGAGGUUCGAGGGACCAGCUAAUCAGCCAUGCGCCGCACGCUUUGAGCAAACUCAAAGACCAUUGGGUCCUAUGAGAUACGAAGGGCAGCAGCAAGGAAUGGCCAGGUUUGACUGCACAGCUGGUCAGCAAGUCCCGCCCAGGUUUUGUGGUCCACUAAAUGUUCAAAAUCAGUUGAGACCACAGGGUCCGUCCAUGUUUGAAUCAAACCAAAGUCAACCCCCUCUGUCUACACCAUGUGGUCAGCAGUCAAAUUUCAGUAUGACCGAUCCUAGAUUUUCUGAGCCUAUAAAUGUGUUUGCUGGCGCAGCACCAUCUUUUCAAGGACAGCAGAAUCUGUCUCAAGACCCCAAUUUCAACGUGCAGCAGGUAGCUGGUACAGCAGGUUUCAACAGUUCUUUUGCCGGACCAGUUUCAUCGUUUUAUAAUCCUGGUGUGCCAGCUGGAAAUGCAAACACGUCCAUUCCUGGUGGAAACAUCACACAAACGAUGAACAUGCUGCCUGGCCUUGGAAAAACUGACCCUUACGGUCAAGGACAGUCCUAUGUACCAAUGCAGCAAAACCCCAUAUCUUUCAGUCAAACAGGUUCACAAUUUCCAUCAUCUGAAAGUCACUUUGGACAAGUGGACGUUAAUGACCUGUUCUCAAAGCUCAUUUCCACUGGAAUAAUAAAGCUGCCACAGUCCGAGACGACUGCAAGCGACACGGCUACACCUGCACAGCUUCAGCCAGUCGUGGAAGAGGAGGAGGAGGAGGAACAGGAUGAUGAUCAGAAUGUUCCUGAUCUCACCAGCUUUACCCUGGAUGAUAUGAAACAGAGAUAUGACAGUGUUGUCAUCAAACUGUACACUGGGAUUCAGUGUUACUCCUGUGGGAUGCGAUUCACUGCCUCGCAGACAGAUGUGUAUGCAGAUCACCUAGACUGGCACUACAGACAAAACAGAUCGGAGAAGGACAUCAGCAAAAAAGUCACACACAGACGGUGGUACUACAGUCUUACGGACUGGAUUGAAUUUGAAGAAAUUGCUGACCUUGAGGAGAGAGCCAAGAGUCAGUUUUUUGAGAAAGUUCAUGAAGAAGUGGUCCAGAAAACUCAGGAAGCUGCAAAGGAGAAGGAAUUUUCAAGUGUCAGAGCAGCUCCAGAUGUUGUUGAUGAGUCCUGUGAAAUCUGUCAGGAACAGUUUGAAACGUACUGGGAGGAGGAGGAGGAAGAGUGGCACCUCAAAAAUGCAAUCCGUGUCGAUGACAAGACCUAUCAUCCUUCAUGUUAUGAGGACUAUAAAAAUACAUCUGCAUUUGUGGACUGCACUCCAUCUCCUAACAAAGCUCUUUUGGAGAACCCUUUAAAUGUGUUUAUAAAAGAAGAAAAAGAACAAUCUUCAUGCUCAAGUGUUAAACAGGAAUCCGAUAUGCAGAAUAGCUCUACAGAAGUGAAUGUCAAAGAGGAGGUGAUUGAGUUAGAGGUGGAGACAGAAGUCAAUGCAAUUAUUUUUAAAUGA